Notolabrus celidotus (New Zealand spotty) is the source of this 2464-nucleotide messenger RNA. It is a transcript of the gene ctnnbl1, whose product is annotated as catenin, beta like 1. Lineage: Eukaryota; Metazoa; Chordata; Actinopteri; Labriformes; Labridae. Gene Ontology annotation, cellular component: spliceosomal complex. The record is from RefSeq and is a predicted model, not a curated record. The transcript has 16 exons. Bases 1 to 1845 code for a protein of 614 amino acids.
AUGGAUAAGGCACUGGCCUCCUACGCCAGGGAUUGUGGGUUCGAGUCCCAUCUGGGUGUUAAAAUUAAAUUUCUCUCAAAUUUGUAUUUCUGCCCAUUUAAUAUCCGCGAAACAUGUCCUUUAAAUUUGCAGCCUGAUAGAGGAGCAAAGCGUCCAAGGGAUGAGGAUGGAGGAUCAGCUGGAGGAGACGAAGACUCCAGAGGAGGGAAGCAGCAGAGGGGACUGAGUGCCAGGGACAUGGCCAGAUACCGCGAAGCAGCAGCAGCUGCAGGAAUAGAAAUUGGGGCUGACAUGAGGGACACUGAGGAGCUGAGUGGGGACAAGAGGAAGAUUCUGGAGAAGCUGAUGGAUCAGGAUGAAGAGGAACCUGAGGCAGAACCGGUGGAUGAAAGUUCAGUGAAGAAAAUGAUCCUGACCUUUGAGAAACGGUCGUACAAAAAUCAGGAACUGAGGAUCAAGUUCCCAGACAACCCUGAAAAAUUCAUGGAGUCGGAGCUGGACCUGAACGACAUUAUCCAGGAAAUGCAUGUGAUCGCCACAAUGCCAGACCUGUAUCACCUGCUGGUGGAGCUCAAUGCUGUCCACUCACUGCUGGGCCUCCUCAGUCAUGAGAACACUGAUGUUGCCAUAGCAGUGGUGGACCUGCUGCAGGAGCUGACAGAUAUCGACACACUUCAUGAGAGCGAGGAGGGAGCUGAGGUGCUCAUAGAUUCUCUGUUGGAGGGUCAGGUGGUGGCCUUGCUGGUGCAGAACAUGGAUCGGCUGGAUGAACAGGUGAAGGAGGAGGCUGAUGGCAUCUUCAACACACUGGCUAUCAUAGAAAAUAUGGCGGAGUUCAAACCUGGCCUGUGCACAGAGGCAGCCCAGCAGGGACUCAUGCAGUGGCUGCUCAAGAGAAUCAAGGCAAAGAUGCCUUUUGAUGCUAACAAGCUGUACUGCAGUGAGAUCUUGGCUAUCUUGCUGCAAAACAACGACAAUACCAGAGAACUAUUGGGAGAGAUGGAUGGCAUUGAUGUGUUACUGCAGCAACUCUCUGUCUUCAAACGUCACAACCCGUCCACAGCUGAGGAGCAGGAGAUGAUGGAGAACCUCUUUGAUGCUCUGUGUUCCUGCCUGAUGCUGCCAGCCAACCGGGACCGCUUCCUCAGAGGGGAGGGGCUCCAGCUGAUGAAUCUCAUGCUGAGAGAAAAGAAAAUGUCUCGAACCAGUGCUCUGAAGGUCCUGGACUACGGGAUGAUUGGUCCUGAGGGAACAGAUAAUUGCCAUAAGUUUGUGGACAUCCUGGGCUUACGAACCAUCUUCCCACUCUUCAUGAAAACCCCCAAGAAGAUGAAGAAAACCGGCGCUUCAGAGAAAGAGCAUGAAGAGCACGUCUGCUCCAUCAUCGCCUCCAUGCUGAGAAAUCUCAAGUCCCAACAGAGAAGCAGACUGCUCACCAAGUUCACAGAGAACGACUGUGAGAAGGUUGAUCGGCUGAUGGAGUUGCAUUUUAAGUACCUGGAGGCUGUUCAACAGGCUGACAAGAGGAUCGAAGGAGAGAAACAUGACAUGGUUCGUAGGGGGGAGAUCCUUGAUGACAGUAUGGAGGAUGAGUUCUACCUUCGUCGCCUGGAUGCUGGAUUGUUCGUCCUUCAGCUGAUUUGCUACAUUAUGGUGGAGAUCAGCAACUCUGGGAUAUCUCAGCUUCAGCAGAGAGUCCACCAAAUCCUCAACCUAAGAGGAGGCUCUGUUAAAGUAGUGCGGCACAUCAUGAGAGAAUAUGCUGAGAGCAUCGGAGACGGGAAGAGUGAUGAGUUCAAAGAGGCUGAGCGGAAGAGGAUCAUGGACCUCUUGGACAGCUUCUAGCCUCAAAAUGUUUCUUUCUAUAUAUUUUUUUUUUACACGUGAGAACAUCAAGACCAUCUGAUUGAGAGCUUAUGGGGAUUGUGACCAUGACCCUGUGACACUUAACGGUCUGUGGGCAUGAUAUACGUCAAAAACUGUGAUGACUAGUCUGCUGAAACCCGCCUCUUUUAUUUACAAGUUUAAUUACGUUAACAGAACAUUUUCAAAUAACCAAAUUUAAACAGCCUUUUUCCCCCUGAUCCAUGAGAUGAAAAUACUCAUGUAUCUGGUUAAUUGGUUUAGGUUUAAUUGACAUUUUUCGGUCAUUGAUAUAAAAUUCAUUUGAUAAACACAGUCAUCUUGUGCAGUAGAACUGGUUCCAAUUCAAAGAUGCUGUGCGUGUUAACCUGCUCACAGUAGAAUCAGCAGGAGUGGAGAGCAGGAGAGCAGGAGAUUGCAGCUCAGCUGAAAGAGAGAAAAUGAGAUAUACUCAGAGCGACUGUGGAUAAUUACAGACAGACUUUGCAGGCAUCUGCAAACUUAAUAUCUCUCCCUCGGCUCUCCCGCUUUACCUGCUUUGUUUGUUUUGGAUUUGAGUGUAAAAUAUUUUCUAAUAAAACAUUUGGUAAUAAAAAUCUGA